CCUGGAAUUAUCCAGUUCUAUUAUGCUUUUGCCGAAAAAAACACUCUAGGGUAGUACGAUGACCAUUUUGUUGAGGAUUGUUAUCCGGGACUCUAGCAUCCUUGGCCGUCAAGCACAGAGGCGCAGUGAACCAUAGCCUGACAACCAUAUAUGACGUUUCAUGGCAGAUCAGGAUCAGAUGACAUUGAUAGAUGAAAAAUAAAACCAAACGCCGCACCAUGCUGACGUGUUAAUCUGUGCGGUGAAACUGACGUUAUGUAAAAUUAAUACACUGGAACUGGACUACCGGACGUAUGUGUAUUAAGAAACUGGUGCGGAACACAUCAGUUGUAAAGUUUUAAACAUUCUCUUGAACGCAAUCCGCACGAAACUGCCGUAUAUCACAAUUCUAGUGGAAGAUAUGUGUGAUAAAAUGAAUGGAUUUGAAGAUGAUGGUUUCAAGGAGGUUAAAAUUCCAGUACCUUGGGGCCACAUAACAGGAAAAUGGUGGGGACCAAGGGAUGUUCAACCUACUCUUGCAAUACAUGGAUGGCAAGAUAACUGUGGCACAUUUGAUAAGUUAGCCCCUUUGCUUGUAAAGGGAGGAUUGAGUGUUUAUUGCAUUGAUCUGCCUGGACAUGGGUUCUCUUCUCAUUUGCCUCCUGGUCAAGUAUAUUACAUUUUUUGGGAUGGUAUCCAUUAUAUACGACGAAUUGUGAACCAUUUUAACUGGAAAAACGUAAAGAUUAUUGGACAUUCCCUUGGCGGAGGCAUAGCUUUCUUAUAUGCUGCAGUAUAUCCAAAAGAUGUAGACAGAUACAUCAGUAUUGAUAUAGCUAGUCCUAGCGUCCGGCCUCCGAAGAAAAUAAUUGAUCUCAUUGGAGGUGCGGUUGAUAAAUUUAUGGAGUAUGAAAAGAAACCUGCAAGAAGCGUGCCAUGUUAUAUAUAUGAUGAGAUGCUUGACAUAGUAUAUGAUGCCUACAAAGGCACAGUUACCAGAGAAGGUUGUAAAAUAAUGCUAAGAAGAGGCAUGAAACCAGCUUUAGACAAAGAAGGACAUUACCUGUUCACUAGAGACCCUAGAUUAAAGACUGCGGCACUUGGAUUCAUGACUCUUGAUCAAGUGCUGGAGUUUGCAAUGCGAAUAAAAUGUCCUGUUAUGAUAAUUACAGCAAGUACUGGACUACGUAGCGAGAAUCCUGAGAGAUAUGAUAAAGUACUGGAGACGAUUGAACAGAGUUCACAGAAGUUUGAACAUAUCUUUUUCGAGGGUACUCAUCACUUGCAUUUGAAUGAUGCAGAAUCUAUAGUACCAUGUGUCAUCAAAUUUUUGACCUCAUGAAACUAUAAAUUUAGUUAAAUAUUGCAAUGUGAUAUUUUUUUAUAUUUCAGUUGGUUAUAAGGGGAGUGACUGAAUUGUUUUAUCGUUUCAGUUAUAAAUGGAAAAAAUAUCGUACUUAUUUGUCAUGUAUAAUAACGAUUAUACUCAAAACUAGUGAUUGUAUAAUUUUUGUACAGUGCAUUUUUAUCAUUGUUGGUUUCCAGUGUUGUAAGUCAAAUUCAUUGUUUGCCAUCAUAUAUUGAUAAUAUAUUUAUCCAAUGUCAACACUAGUGAUAUCGUGCUAUUUGCUGUAUUAUCCAAAUUUGCGGGAACUGUAAAUAGUAACUAUCGCAAACCACUCGGAUUGUACACCAAUUUGGUAAAAGUUACUAUAUUCGAGGCGUAUGGGUAUUUAGCAUGCACCAUGUACUAAAAACUAAAAGAUAAGAAAUUAUAUACUCGAGGUAGAAAUUAUUUUGUCAUUACGUUAAUGGACGUGUACAUGUAGUUAAUUAACAUCUGAAACUUCGCGUGGUUGUUUUGCUGAUCAAUGUAAUGUUCUGCUUAUGAAAUUAUCAACAGAUGUGGAAAUUAGACUUUAUCAACGUUUCAGCCACAUUGGCAGCCUUUUAACGGUACUUGAGUUAAUAGUUAAUCAAUUUUCGUUUCUACGUCUAUAAUUUGGGCAGAUGGAGAUUGAUUGCGACGUAGUAUAACAAUGCAAGCUUCAUACAUCAUAUCGACCCCUGCAACGAAGACUAUUGUAACUCAAUUUUGAUUGACCUGAGAUAUAAGCAUUUGAAAAUUACUUUCUAAUUUUGAUCGAAGAGAAAUAAUAAUCUCUAUCCGAUGCAUCUUGCAGAUACUAUCAAUUCUUUUACAUCAAGGGUUAUGAACGAUAUUACAAUACAAAGUUAUAAAAAAAAAAUAUUUUUGGAAAAAUUUUGAAGACUUACUAUAGUUUUCGUUGGAUCAAUUAAGGAAAAAAACACACAUACUGUAGAUGUAGUAAGAUAUUUAUUGAAAUAAUACAGUAUGUUUUAAUAUUGUCAAUUUGAGUCACUCAAAUUAUUCUCAUCUCCAUGUUCAUAUUCACUAUCAUCGUUCUCAACUUGUGUAUUUUCAGUAUUCUGACCUCUUUGUGUUAUUUCUUUAGCUUUUAUUGAAAAAUAAAAAGCAUGGUAAGCUUCAGGGAUGCUUGGAAGACUGUUUGAUUUUGGUUUACAUAGAUCGAGUAAACCACUUAAUUUUUUAGCAUCUACUGGAAGCAAGCUUGUAUAUAGUAAAGGUAACUCCUGAGGUGAAUUUUCCUUCAUUCUCCUUCUUCGAUUUCUCCUCAAUUUUAUUAUACUGAGCUCAUCAGCAUAGUCAUACUUGAAUUUCAUUUCAUAAGGCAUGUCUGAGGAGAAGUGUACCUCCCUUAAUUUACUAAUUUUCAGCUUUUCUCCGGAAUCGUCUUUACUCCAGUUUUCCGAAUUUACCUUUGACUUGAAACUAAAAAAAUCCUUCUGAGACAUCUCUUUCACGAUGUAUGGUCUUCCGGUUACUUUCGCCAUGCGAAUCAACAUAAUCCAUUGAUCGGGGGUAUAAAUUGCCGAUUGCCGCUUUUUGGCAUUUUCAAUGACGGCGUGCAUACUGUCCCCUUCGUUUUGUGUGUGACCUGUUUCUAGGAAUCGAUGGAUUAUCUGUAGAUUCAGAGCCAUAGAAGCAUAUGAAAACAUCGAAAAAAUGAAGCGGUUACGGUUUUGUCCACCGCAGUUGUCCGAGUAAAGAAUAACUUUGUUUAUCCCUUUCUCUUUUUGCUUUUUCAAAAAGUUUAAAAUACAGCUGCUUAUUUCGUUUGGCCCUCUCUUCGCAAUUACUUCAUGCCAAACGUAACAAUAGCCUUCAUGAUUUCCCAUGUCGUAAAUGGUAAAGUUGUAUGUGGCGAGUUUACUUUUGUAAUAGAAGUCGCUUACAGCAGAUUGGGGUGUCACCAGAACUUUUUGUAAGUCGAAGCACGCUGCGCUAAUUGUCUUGUCAUUGAUUGCAGUUUCUUUAUCUUCAUCUUUUAAAGCUCUAGCAGCUUUCUUAUUAGAAACGUGUUUUUCAUACUUCUCUUGUAUUUUCUGCUUAUCUGGCGAAGUUGCUAGUUGAUAGGCUACACAGAGACUGCAUUGGUCCUUCUUUGGUUUAUGGAAUGCUAAAUCGAACUCGGCAUUGAUAACUUCUCUGUAUUGUCUUAAAGUUCCUACUUCUGUAGCAUUUCUCUGUUCCAUGUACUUUAAGUAGAGGCGAUGCAUAAUUGAAAUGUUGAGACCAUCCUCUAAGUACAUCUUUGUUGAUUUUUUCCUGGUAUAGUGGGAAGGCACCACAGGAAAGAGUUGAAUGUGCUCUCUUAUCCCAUUUAAGACACCUCCGUCAAUUUUAUUUGGUCUUGUCAGGUGCUUCCCUCGACGAUCUUCUUCAAGAGUGCCAGUUUCUCCAAUUUUUCCUAGAGCAGUCGUCACCCACUGCUCUGAUAUUCCAUAGGUGUUCAGGAACAUAGUUUUACAAACCGUUAUUUCCUUGUUGUUGACAAGAAGCUGGUAUGUUCUAGAAUGAUUUCGUCUUGAUUUGCUAUCUGUCCGUUUUACGUGCUUCUUCUCCACUGUUUUGACAUACCUAACUAUGUAAUCCCAUUGUCUAGAAUGAUCACCUAUUUUCCAAAACUCCUCGAACAAUGCUUUUCUCUCUUCCUCACUUAUUUUUUGACGACAUUUAUUUCUGCAGUUUUCUUUACAUGGAUUCUUUAUCUGUUUGGCGGGAAUAAUUGUACCUUUCCGGUUUUUAUGUUCGAUGCCCAAGUUUAAUUCCUUCUUAGCUCGAACAUCAAUCCACUCAUUUGUAUUUUUUACACGUUUUCUGCCUUUCCUUUCUUUGGGCGUUAUCUUACGCUUUUUAGGCACCUGAAUUCGGUUUUUGGUUUCAUGAGGUAUAAAUGGCACAAUAGAUGAAUCAGAAUCUGUUGUUUCUUCGGGUACAUAAAUAGGAUCAAUAUCCGAGUCGUCUGAGAAAUUUCCUUCCGUAUUCGUAAUGUCAUGAGGUGUAUCAAGAAGUACUACUGAUGGAUCUGUUUGUACAAAAUUAAAUCCAACUUCUAUAGGGUCCUCUGCAGGGUGGUUGCUGGUUGCUGGAAGCAACAGCUGUAUCAGGCAAAGGGGCUCGCACAUCCUGUACAUUGACUACUGCACCAGCAUACGCAGAUUCCGUAAUAAGACAGUUAUCUGCACCUACAAAAAUAAAUACCUGUAAGAAUCUAUAAGUAGGAGAGAAAAAUCAAUGUAGGUAUAACAUGAUUCCAAUGCAUAACAGGCAAAUGUGGAUACUAAGCAUGAACCAGAAAGAAAGAAUUAAUUACCCAUGUUAGAAAAUAAUAAAAUAAUUACAAGACAAACUUACCUGAACCUGAUGCAUCAUUUAGCUUCUUUGCAUUUUCCAAAAUGACUUUGGUCCUAGAAUUCAUUCUAGUUCUCUAUAUUUAUCUAUUUUCAGACAGCUACUACUUAAAACGUUUUGGGUUUAAAUAAUCAUAACCUCGAAUUAUACCGCGAAGAUUAUAGUAUGUCCAAACAUAGAAUGCCUACCGCGAUUUUUUGCAUCGAAAACUAUAGUAACUCAACUUGAUGUACUUUUCGCUGACAGCAAUGUGAGUGAUUAUACUUACUAUAAUUCACGAAAGUUAUACUGGUUGCCUAUGGUUUCAUAAUUGAGAUACUAUAUUCUUCCUCGAACGAGAAGCAUAAUAUAUCUAUCGAUACCUUAUAGUAACUCAAAAGUAAGGAUUUUUGAGUUACUAUAGUCUUCGUUGCAGGGGUCGAUAUGCUAUAUGCACUGCAAUCAAUGUUUCUCUACACUAAGCUGUGCUGUAUGCAAAGGGGAAACGUAACAUAAUUUAAUUUAUUUGCUAUUUAUGGUUAUUUAUUUAUAGUCUGGCUGAAAGUGACAACUUUUUGACAAAGUAACUCCUUUUCCAUUGGUUCAACCAAGGUGUAUGUAAUUCAGUAGUAUCAGCCUGGUAGAAGUACAAGUGUAUCUAUAUAACGGAACGGUUAGUCAGAAGUGACUUUAAAUAUGUGAUAGACUUGUAAUAUUGUUAGUGUAGUCAAUAAACUGAUGUUAAAAAAA
Molecule: messenger RNA, 5446 nt
Organism: Acanthoscelides obtectus
Lineage: Eukaryota; Metazoa; Arthropoda; Insecta; Coleoptera; Chrysomelidae
Source: the annotation of a GenBank genome assembly